Anisakis simplex (herring worm) is the source of this 1185-nucleotide messenger RNA. The record is from the annotation of a GenBank genome assembly. NCBI's taxonomy places the organism in Eukaryota, Metazoa, Nematoda, Chromadorea, Rhabditida, Anisakidae.
AUGUCUAACGUAACACUUCGAGAUUUCGUCUGUGAAUACGUCAACCCUAUUUACAUCGACAACUCAAAUAUGAAAAUCGUUUACAUUGUUCAGAUGCCAUUUGGUAUAAUUGGAAUGCUGUGUGCGUCAUUGCUAACGCUUUCUGUUUUCUUCAAUAAAAUUCUUCACUUCAACGUUCGCCUCACACUAAUGAGCUUCUCAAUUGCACUCUUGAUUGCUAAUGUUGGUGAGUAUUUCAAUUGUAUAGUGCUGAGCUCAGCGUAUCAUUUGCUGUCCAUAUUCUAUCGUUCACCUGCCAAUCGAUGUCAGUGGUUGACAUACAUGAAAUCCGAUUGCUUAGCUUUACGAAACGUCUACAACGUUGGUGUGACAGUGUUGCUGACUUCGACGCUGUUCCUGUCCAUUGAACGAAUCAUUGCAACACUUCUCUAUCGAACAUAUGAAAAACAUCAGAAACAGUGGAUCGGUAUACUCAUUGCUGUAAUACAGUGGACAUUCACGUUGCCAAUAUUCUACUGGGAGAAUCGUGAUAACGGAAUGAUACUGCCGUAUUGCGCCAUUGAGUUGUACGAUCCAGCGCUGUCGAAAAGCAUUGAAUAUGUUCAAAUUGUGAUACAAUGUUGUGCGAUAAUCAUUUUUGUCGUCCUUUGGUGUCAUAAUCAUAAUCGAACGGUGGAGCAGUGUCCCAACGAGAAUGUUCUUAGUAUACGAUAUCAGAUUCGAGAGAAUAUCGCCACUACAAAGUUAAUGGCACCAGUGGUGUUGCUGAAUGCUUUGUUCAUGGCUUCUAUCACGCUUCUCUAUGUUAUUCUGCUACCAGACAACGAAUUCUACUCGCACAUCGAUGAUUACAUGCGGAAGGUUGUUCAAUACAGUCUAUUCGCCGAGAUGCAGUACUCAAUUUUGCCACUAUUCACGGUUGUGCUGAUUUAUUCUAUGGGACAUUUCAAUGCACAUUUACGGCAGUCGUUGGUGCACUUAUUGGGUAUCGACCGAUGUGUAUCGAAACACUUUAAUGUGGUCGACGUGACUCCCGAAGAACGUGUGAGACAGCUGUAUUUCGAUCAGUUAGAACACCAAUGGAAUCAUCCAGUUCGUAACCCUGCUACACCACCCCACUCUCAAUGUCAGCAACAAAGCUGCAAAAAGAGCGAACGAGCCAGUGUAUAUACCGCACGAAAUUGA